Pyricularia pennisetigena is the source of this 1872-nucleotide messenger RNA. RefSeq lists its product as uncharacterized. NCBI's taxonomy places the organism in Eukaryota, Fungi, Ascomycota, Sordariomycetes, Magnaporthales, Pyriculariaceae. Gene Ontology annotation, biological process: protein dephosphorylation. The record is from RefSeq and is a predicted model, not a curated record. Gene Ontology annotation, molecular function: protein phosphatase regulator activity. The transcript has 8 exons. Gene Ontology annotation, cellular component: protein phosphatase type 2A complex; cytoplasm. Bases 1 to 1872 code for a protein of 623 amino acids.
AUGGCUGACGCGCCAAAUGCGAACGACGAGCUCUACCCCAUAGCCGUCCUCAUCGACGAGCUCAAGCACGACGAUGUUCUCCUUCGCCUCAAUGCCAUCCAUCGACUCUCGACCAUUGCCCUCGCGCUUGGCCCUGACCGCACUCGCGAUGAGCUGAUCCCUUUUCUCGACGAAUCCGUCGAGGACGAGGAUGAGGUUCUAGUUGCCCUCAGCGAGGAGCUGGGUAACUUUGUCGAGUAUGUCGGCGGACCGCAGUGGGGACACGUCCUACUGUCUCCCCUCGAGAACCUGGCUGCUAUCGAGGAGCCCGUUGUCCGAGACAAGGCUGUUGAGUCGCUGAACAAAAUCUGCGCCGAGUUGUCACCGAAGCAAGUUGAGGAGUACUUCAUCCCCUUGACCAGCCGCCUCUCCAAGGCCGACUGGUUCACUUCCAAGAUUUCCGGAUGUGGUCUCUACACAACACCAUACAGCAAGGUUGCGCCGCCGCUGCAGGAGCAGCUGAGGCGCGACUUUGGCCACCUUGUGCACGAUGAGACGCCCAUGGUCCGUCGGCAAUCGGCCACCCACCUCGCCAAAUUUGUCAAGGAGAUGCCGGCUGCGGUUGUUGUUGAUGAAAUGAUACCCAUGUUCCAGCACCUUGCUUCAGACGACCAGGACAGCGUUCGGCUGCUCACUGUCGAAGUCCUCAUCUCCGUCGCCGAAGUUGUUCCUAAGGAACAGCAGUCGAGCCAUGGUGUCCUGCUGACUACGCUCCGCAAUCUGAUAGAGGACAAAAGCUGGAGAGUUCGCUACAUGAUUGCAGACAGGUUCGAGAAGAUUGCAAAAGCCGUCGAUGAUGAGGUGGUAUCCAGGGAUCUUGUCCCAGCGUUUGUCAAGCUUCUGAAAGACAACGAGGCCGAGGUCCGGACGGCCAUAGCAGGGCAAAUCCCAGGUUUCUGCGCCUUGAUCGACAGGACGACGCUUCUCAACGAGGUUAUGGGUAGCAUUGAGGAUCUGGUCUCGGACAGUUCGCAACAUGUUCGCGCAGCUCUGGGUACACAAAUCUCGGGCUUGGCCCCCAUCCUUGGCAAACAAGAGACCAUCGACCACUUGCUCCCAAUGUUCCUGCAGAUGCUCAAGGACGAGUUCCCCGAGGUCCGGUUGCAUAUCAUCUCGAAGCUUGAGCUUGUCAACAAUGUUAUUGGUAUUGAGCUCCUCUCACAGUCACUGCUCCCUGCUAUCGUUCAACUCGCUGAGGACAAGCAGUGGCGGGUGCGGUUGGCCAUCAUCGAGUACAUCCCCCUGUUGGCCAGCCAGCUCGGCGUCAAGUUCUUCGAUGAAAAGCUGAGCAGCUUGUGUAUGGGUUGGCUCGGCGAUACUGUCUUCUCCAUCAGGGAAGCUGCAACUCACAACCUGAAGAAGCUCACCGAAGUGUUCGGGGUCGAGUGGGCCAGUGAGGCCAUUAUUCCCAAGGUGAUGGCUAUGGGCAACCACCCCAACUACCUGUACCGCAUGACAACAUGCUUCGCCAUCUCGACUCUGGCAACGGUUGUCAGCAUGGACGUGAUUGGUAAGAAUAUCCUGCCGAUGCUGGACAAGCUCGUCGUCGACGACAUUCCCAACAUCCGAUUCAAUGUCGCCAAGACAUACGGUGUCUUGAUCGACGUCCUCCGCCGCCUUCCUGAGGAGGGCACCAUCUACUCACUGGAAAAGGCCGGCACGCCGUUCAGCCCCUCGUCCAGGGGAGCAGAGCUUAUCCAGCAGCGCGUCAUGCCAAGUUUGGAGAAGCUACAGAAGGAUGACGAUGUAGAUGUUCGAUACUUCGCAACGACGGCGGCCGCAGCCGCGUCUGGACCGCUGCCUGGCGGUGAGCCUAUGAAUACGUCACCAUAG